Messenger RNA from Lingula anatina, 2300 nucleotides. Its product is annotated as putative tricarboxylate transport protein, mitochondrial. Gene Ontology annotation, biological process: mitochondrial citrate transmembrane transport. Gene Ontology annotation, molecular function: citrate secondary active transmembrane transporter activity. Gene Ontology annotation, cellular component: mitochondrion. The record is from RefSeq and is a predicted model, not a curated record. NCBI's taxonomy places the organism in Eukaryota, Metazoa, Brachiopoda, Lingulata, Lingulida, Lingulidae.
AGAUUUCGCGGUACUGAAGGUCAAAGUUCAGUAUCGUCUCUGUAUGGCACAAACUUGACUGGUCCGUGUACCAAGCUUCUACUACAUGCUUAUUAGUUAGGAUGGAUCGCGGAGAAAAACCCAAAUCUAUCCAGUCGAAUGUUGUAUCAACACCAGCUGGAGGAAGAGGAAAAAGUGGGGGACCUUCAGCUCAGAAACUGCUGAAAGGAGCAAUCGCAGGUGGCAUUACAGGUGGUAUUGAAAUCUGCAUUACUUUCCCCACAGAAUAUGUCAAAACACAGUUACAGUUGGAUGAAAAGAUGGGAGCCGUCAAACGGUUCCACGGUCCCAUCCACUGUGUUACAUCCACUGUGAAAGACCAUGGAGUACGAGGACUGUAUAGAGGACUCAGUGUGCUAGUUUAUGGAUCUAUACCCAAGUCUGGUGUUAGGUUUGGUGCAUUUGAAUACUUUAAAUCCAAAGUUAUCAAUGAAAGUGGGAUAUUAACCCCAGGACAGAGGUUGCUUUGUGGUUUGGGGGCUGGUGUGUGUGAAGCUAUAUUUGCUGUCACUCCUAUGGAAACCAUCAAAGUGAAGUUCAUACAUGACCAGACAUCACCAAAUCCAAAAUACAGGGGCUUUUUUCAUGGGGUAUCAGAAAUUGUGAAAACAUCUGGAAUAAAAGGAACUUACCAAGGUGUAACUGCCACAAUGAUGAAACAAGGCUCCAACCAAGCAAUAAGAUUUUAUGUGAUGGAGACAUUAAAAGAUUGGUAUAGAAAGAGAACUGGGAAGGGACCCAAAGAUCCAGUGCCAAAAUUACUAACAGGUCUCAUGGGUGGCAUUGCUGGUGCAGCUUCAGUAUUUGGUAACACACCUUUAGAUGUGGUGAAAACAAGAAUGCAGGGUUUGGAGGCUGCUAAAUACAAAAAUACAUUAGACUGUGCUGUGCAGAUAUUUAAGCAUGAAGGACCUAGAGCGUUUUACAAAGGCACAGUACCCAGAUUAAGCAGGGUAUGUCUUGAUGUGGCCAUUACCUUUAUGCUCUACGACACUAUACAAGAGUUUUUCAACACCUUCUGGAAAACAGAUUAAAAGACUAUCAUGGAAUAACGUUUCAAUAUGUUAUCCAUGUAGAAUAUAGAUACAAUUCUUGUUACUAAGAUGAAGAGGGGCAAUAUUUUCCUAAAUGUGAUUUUAGACAACAUUGUAGCAGUUGCUUCUGAGCUCUGUGCAUUGAAGAUAAUGAGAAAAAUUGGCUUGUUGAUUCCAAUUAUGAUGAUGAUUUAUGUUCUCAUUAUACUAGCCUCAUACAGUUGACCUUUAUUUGCAGAUUGUUAAUGAUUAACAUUAUUAGUUGUAUGAUUUAGCAUUUUAAACUCAAGUCAUAGAGUAAUUUUAAAGUAUUAAAAGAUAAAAAAGAGCACUGCCAUGCGUGAUAAAAGUAUAUUCUGUUUGGAAAUACAAAGCUCAUUUAUUUUAGAAAAAAAAAACAAAGUUAUUGGUGGUGGAGACUUUUUAAAGCAUGUGUUAAAGGCAACAGGGAUGACACAAAGAAAGACUCAAAAACUGUUGUAUAUCACACUGAUGGUGGUUUACAACCUGUUCUUGGUGCAAGCUUGGUGAUGGGUCACAUUUACCUGACAUUUGUCUUACUCACAAAUACUGUUGUUUUAAAGUAGGUUAGGUUACAGGGUUUAUUUUCUGUAGGUUAUUUUAUUUCUAUUCAUAAGUAUUCCAUUGUGAAGAAACUUCAUUACACUUUGAAUAUAAAUGUAUAUUCUGUUUUACAUAUUUUAAAGAAAUGACACAAAUAUUGUCUAAAUCUGUUGCUUGAUUUAGGAAACAUGGUAGGAACUUGAGUACAGAUCAGUGGUACACAUUUGAAAUUAUGAAAAUUUAGGCAUUAGGUUCAAUGACAUUUUGUUUGCUUGCAAAAGAGCAUGUAAAAGAAGGCAUUCCAUUUAUAGUUAGAGGAGUUUAAAAUAAAGUAUAACUGUUCCUCCUCAUUAGCAUUUAUCAAGAGAAAAACACCACAAGUAACUUCAAAAGUUACCAGUGCAAGUGUGAUAGUCACAAAGAAUGCUUUAUUCAAGUUUAUGUGAAUCAAAUUUAAAGACACAUUACCUCCAUCCAUAACCAUGGUUUUACUUUAUUGCUGUAGAAUAAUGCAGUGGUAUUGAGUUUUAAGUUUUUGAAUUUAUUAAAAAAAGAAUGUAAGUCAGUUUUUACUACAAUUCAUGCUGUUUGUUUUUUCCCCUUAACGGUGGAACAUUUCUGUCAUUGCAAAAUAAAUUAUGUUCUUAUGAACAAAUGAAUGCA